AUGUGGCAAAACCUGUCGACAGACGACCAGCAUACUAUAGUGCCUCACUUGGUACCUUACCGGCGCUAUAUCGAAGCAUCUUCUGUUAAACGCGUACAUUUAGGAGAGUUUGCUGAAGACUGUUGGCCAUCAGUAGCUAACUUUGUGUUGGCAGAGCUAAAAUGCGAUGCGAUUCAAAAUGUCGAUGUGCGCACAGAGCGCCUGGCGAGAUACAUUGUUAUACCAUUACUUGUCAGCUGCGGCAACACGUUGACUCACAUCUAUUUUGCGCCUCCACGUGGCGAAACAAUGCUGGAACGAUGGGAGACCGAUGUCACUCCAGAUAUAUUCAUACAGAAAUGCCCGAAUUUGACAAGCUUUACAUUUGUAUUUUCGAUAUCGUUCAAGUUUAUAAGGGAUUGGGCACCGACAUUACCAUCAUCGAUCAAGAACUCUCAUUUGACCGAACUUACGCUCGGUGUAGAUAGAGAAUUCAACCUAGAACCGUUUCUUCAAACGGCACCCAAUUUGGAACAACUUGCACUACUAUUUCCUGAUAUCAGGAUGCUUACUGGUCCAGUACUAUUUUCGCUGUUGGAUCAGCAUUGUCCACGGUUAACGUCGCUUGCGUUGACGAGUAAUGCACCCCAACUUGGUGACCUUGAUAUCACCGAAUUACAUAUGCCAAGAAGAAGUGAUCUGCAGCGACGACGACGACGACGAUCUUCGCAUCAGAAAUCGAUUGACAACAGACUGGCAGCAACAACAAGUGGAGAUUUGACGGAUCUCUUGUUACAUGACUCUGUGGGCUUUUUUCGCCAAACCGCUGUUUUCCUAUUGCAUCACUUUGUCCGACAUCAGCACAGCGUAUUAGAACGGCUCGACCUCUCAGGCAACACGUUUUCCGAGCACCGGGCAAUGGCAGAAGUAUGCCGCUACGAAUUUCCCUUAUUGACACAUCUGACUGUACGUUACAGCAAAACAGACGCAAUGGAUUUAAUGCAUCAGCUCAUUACACCUCGCUGUGUUCCCAAUCUCCGGUCGCUUCAUAUACGAGAAUGUCUGUACACCUUCACCGAUGCUAUGCUCCUAAAUUUGCCCAACACGGUUGACGAGCUCAUUUUGGAGGAUUGUUGCGUUGUAACGCAAGAAGGACUCGUCCGGUUUUUGGAAUCACGUCGUUCGACCCUGCGCAAGAUCGGCUUUAGACGGUUGGUCCAAGCAAUCGAACCUCAUGUGUUGCAUCAUGUCAUUGCUUCCCUACACAAUGUUAUUGACGAGUUAAUCAUUGAGCGGCUUACCGGUAUUAUUAUAAGACUUGUGCCCGACAUGAUCACGUUUUUCGAUAUCAUGCUGGAUGUGGGUAAGCAGAUGCGAAAGAUCCAACUCAGCUUUGAUGAUUUUUAUGAUUCGCCCGACUUUCUCGAAACUGUGCAAGGCAAAGCGUUUCUAGACAAGUUGGAUCGUGUGGCAAAUGAAUGGAUAUUUCAUUUUAAAGGCUGGGUUACCAUUACCCAUGAAGAAUAUAGACGGAGAAAACGAACCAAGUAA
Messenger RNA from Zychaea mexicana, 1530 nucleotides. RefSeq lists its product as uncharacterized. The transcript has 2 exons. The coding region runs from base 1 to 1530 and encodes 509 amino acids. The record is from RefSeq and is a predicted model, not a curated record. NCBI's taxonomy places the organism in Eukaryota, Fungi, Mucoromycota, Mucoromycetes, Mucorales, Lichtheimiaceae.